CUUUUCGAUGUUAGGAUUUAUUAAAUAACGAAAACGACGCGAAAUCGGCAAAUACAGAAGCAAAUACUCAGUGACUCGUCAAGAGAGGAAAUCUUGAGAARUUGUUAAAGUAUCCGAGACCAACAUGGACUAUGAAUGAAGAACGUAGUGCUUUGCGAAGAGCCUCAGCCUUGAACUUAUUGUUUCCAACAUGAGAAUAAACAAAAGAGCUUGUCUUCUGGUGGCAUCACAGUACAUACUAUCAUUAUUAUUUUCCUUUGCUAAGUGUGACGACAACGCAUCUCAUCAUUUUUGUCAAGUACAGUUUYUUGGUCAGGAGUUUUCCAAGCUGGACGCAGGGAAGAAUUCAAGUCAAGAGUUUGAAGUGAGAACAUGGUUUAAAACUAGAAGUCUUUAUGGCUUACUAGUGGCUUUAGUUCGGAAUGACAGCGAUUGGGAUGGAUUUGAUUUAGCAAAUGGCAGCAUAAGGAGUAUCAGCUCAAGCAGAACCCCCUUAAUCACGACAAGCUCAGCUAGAACAUUAGUUUCCAUGGUGACUGUCAAUCAAUGGUAUCAAAUGYACAUCAAAAUAAACCAAAACAUUAUUAAAUUAUCAAUAACAGGAGAAUUAGUCAACUUUACAGAUACUGUUCACAACACMCGUGAGAUUAAAGUUAUUUAUCUUGGUGGAAUUCCCUUAAAAUUGCACAAAAUGGCAAUGCCUUCCGUUCUCAAYUUUACUGGAUGCAUGAGCAAGAUGGCUGUCACUAGGUUUGGCAUUUGGGAUUUCAAMAAAUAUUGGAAUAGAAAGAUUUCGUUACUCUGUCAAACUAGUAGCUGCAAAGAAAGAACUGCAAGCUUAAGUGGAGGAGAUUCCACGGUAACACUUUUAAGGACUCUGAAUGAGAAGUCUAAAAAUUUAUACAUGAGUUUUCAAUUCAGAACAAAACAAAAGGACGCUUUYCUGGCUGAGUGGAACCACAAAUCAUUUGAUGUGCAGUUCAUUAUAAACGAUGGGCUUCUACGAGUUCGUCUAUGUUCAAAACCAAACAACACGAAAACACUUACAUCUGAUGUUGGGGAAAUUCCCCAAGGCGAAUGGAACAAUAUUGAGAUGGCAUUCUCAACAUUAAAGUCUAAACUACUUUUAACACUAAAUGGGAAAGGGCAUGAAAUUGGGGUACCAAGACACUUUUCUCCUUUGCUAACGCGUUCAAGGUUCGUUCUAGGUGGGACUGGAAAAGGUUUYGUUGGGUGCAUAAGAAAUGUGAUCUGCCAGAAUAGCAUCAUAAACUUCAGUAYCAAGCCACGCUGGGUCAAACUCAACCRUGUGGUAGUAGGAGAUUGUAACCCAACAAAYAGGKCCACGACGAACCUCCUCGGAAACACAACAGAUAACAUAUCGAGCACGUUCGUUAACAUUUCGGAUGUCUUCGGUAAUACGACAGACCUAUUCGGUAAUGGCUCGAUAGUUCACCAGGRAGACMCCAAUCCAACUGUGUCUGACAUAAGUCUGUUUUACCAAGUCACAGCUACAAUUGUGAUUGUACUCUUUGUGUUGAUUGUAUUUUAUGUUGCUUUCGUAUUGAUAAAGAAUAAAUUCCAAAAACAUCGUAAGAAAGAUGACGAGCAGGAAGAGCGCAUGAGCAGUAGGCAGUGUCGUCGCAGUGACAUUGUUUCACURCCUGACGUCUCUAUGCAUGAAGAGMAAGAAAACCGAUCAAAUAAAGAAAGACCUGUCAUAGAGCAAGAGAAAAGAUAUAGUCAACAAGUGAAGUAUCCCAAGAAUGAGGGACGCAACGAUGUGCGAUUGUUAAGCCCAACUUUWGAAAAUGUUAAUCGCAAUAGUUUYAUGUUUUUGACGCCUCAGCUACAAACAAGGGCCCAGCAAUUUAGCUUUACAGAUAUCCCUUGUGUUAUUCUUACWUUACAAGACGAACAAGCCGCAUUUCAGAGCAAAAAUGAUAGUGAACAAACAAAAAGUUGUCAUAACUCAAACCAUGAAGAUAUAACGCACGAAGAGGCUAAGAGUCCCCGUAUCUCACAAAAUACAUCCAAGAAGGUCACCGACACUCUCAACCCUUCUUUCAUUCUCAAUCCUAAAGUCAGUUCAACUUAUAACUGGGCUUACUUUCGCCCUGAUUCAGAGACUGAAUGCAGCGAGAGYGAAAAGAUGAGACCRACUAAACUCGACGCUAGCUAUAGACCUUUCUCGUUGAGAAUACUUGAAGGCAACGAAUCAGAUGAAGAAGACAACGACUACAGUACUGGACUUUACAACAAAGACUUUCAGACUUUUCGAUCUAARAGCACUGAUAACAUAGCAAGAGGAGAUUUUCUGAAGGUUUGUUUUGAUCCCUACUUGAGUUCAAGUCAAGGUGAAAAACUCGUUUGUUUUGGUGCUCAAUCUUCCUCUAAUCCGAGCGUGAUGUCUUCUAAGCUUGACCACGAUGUCUGCAAAACCUUACAACAGAAGUACCGUCAACAGAAAAAUGAUAAACAGCAGCCAAGGUGCAAUAGAUACCGUAAGUUGCAGGUAGAUAGUUCACCUUGUACAAAAUUGACAAGUGAAAAGUAUGACAGGAAAGAAAAAGAAAAACAAGAAGUUAAACAAAAUUCGAACCACAAAAUGAGCAUCCAUUCGAAGGAGAUACCACAAAUAUACGUACAAGAACAGUUCACAAAUGGCUAUCAACAUGAAGAUGUGGAAAACAGACAAUACCCUUUGCACCAAGAUAAAGUUAUAAGCUCAAAACAAUGUCAGGAGAAUCAACAAGGACAACAAAACAGCCAGGAGGAGAGUUAUAGUCURAAGCAACCACAGCCAGAAAMGAAACAGCAACAGCAAGAACUCCCACAGCAGAGAGAGAAACAGCAGGGAUAUCAAAAGCAGCCGAAGCUGCAACAACUUCAAAAGAAACAGCAACARCUUCAACAAGAAGAAGMAAAGCUAGAAAGAAAACAGCAACCACAACAGAACAGACAUCAGAAACAGCAAGGAUGCCAAAAGCAACAGUGUCUUCAUCAGCAAUCACAGCAAGAACAACAGCACUGUCUGUCAAAACAAGAACUGCAGCCACAAUCACUGCAACAUCAACAGCUUCACAAGCAACUGAAUCACCUGCAGAUGGAGUUAAAACAACAACAUCAGCUAAAACACAAUGAACAACAAUYUCAGCCGUCGUCUUCAAUGUCAUUUGUGCCAUGUCAGCUUGAGGGAGAAAGGAAAGCUGGACCACUUAAGCACAACAGCUCAACUUCACUAAAUGAUUCAGAUCAGCCUGGAGACAAGGAAGAAAUAUUUCAAGAUCUCACUAAGUUUAAUCUUGUAAAGAAAGAAGAAUUUCAAAGAAAUAAUCCAGUGGAUGCUACACAAAAUGCUUACACCAGCAUCACCAAUGGUUGCAUAAACCCAUGGGUUUUGAAACAWGCCCCAACAAACAAGAAACAACCCACAACAAGACUAACAAGACUAAACAAACCACUUAGACAAGAACAACUCAAGGCCAAGUCAUCUUCUCAAAUUCUCAAACUGAAUGAUGAUGAUGCUGAGCCAUACAAAGUCUGGAAAAGAMGUUCCUGGGCUAGUGGAAAUGUACAAUGUGAUUCUCCAAGAGAACAGUCGAGAGAUAUUGAGUUAGUGUUGAAAGGGACAGUACCAGUAAAAAAGCCUCCAAGUAAUGCRRCAAUUUUGUUGACUGUUCCCAAGACUAAAGUCAGACCCAGGAGUGAAACAAUGUGCUAGGCUUGUUGAAUCACACAUGUUAAUUCACACAUGUGCUAACUUCAUUUUAUAAUAAUGAUAAUAAUUAUCCUGAAUUGGGCAUGAUUUGAAACAGAUCUUAGCAUGAUUUAGUGGUCACUAAAUAGAGGGAUGAAGGGUAGGGAAAGAGCCAAAUGAAGUUAAGCUUGUGGUUUGGGGAAGCAGUAUACAGACAUCAUAAAUUAGAACUUCCACACAGGCUAUUCAGACAAUAACUGCAUGAAAUUUGACAAAAGUGUACAUUAUUGUAAAUCAACAAAAUAAYUAAGAAUUAGAACAGUUAAGCUUAUGGAUUCGAUACUGAUGCU
This is a messenger RNA of Exaiptasia diaphana, 4050 nucleotides long. Its product is annotated as myb-like protein P. The record is from RefSeq and is a predicted model, not a curated record. Bases 191 to 3724 code for a protein of 1177 amino acids. The transcript has 3 exons. Lineage: Eukaryota; Metazoa; Cnidaria; Anthozoa; Actiniaria; Aiptasiidae.